AUGAUUAAUCUUAUUGCUUUCACAGGUUUUUGCGGCUUGAACCCACUUGAAGAAUUAGACCUAUCCUCUAAUAUGUUUGGAGGCAAUCUUCCUCGUUGUCUGCACAAUUUAACAUCAGUUAGAUACUUGGAUCUAUCCCUCAACAAUUUCACGGGGCAUGUUCCUUCAUCUUGGAUAUCUCGCCUCAAAUCCCUCAAGUAUAUUGAUCUUAGACAAAAUCUUUUUGAUGGAUCAUUCUCUUUCACCUUAUUUGCUAACCAUUCUCACCUUGAGGUAGUCGACUUUAGUGACAACAAAAUUGAGGUUGAGACAAAGUAUUCGGGUUGGGUUCCACCAUUUCAGUUAAAGGUUCUUGUCUUGAAAAAUUGCCAUCUCUCUCGUAUUCCUGAGUUUCUUCAUCACCAGUUCAGAUUAAAAAUGGUCGACUUGUCUAACAAUAAAAUACACCAAAGGUUUGCCACUUGGUUGCUUGACAACAAUACAGAACUUGCCCAUCUAAUCCUGAAGAACAAUAGUUUCAUUGGUCCAUUUCAUCUACCAUUAAACUCUAGCUUCAAUAUUUCUAGUUUGGAUGUCUCGGAUAAUUACUUCAAUGCACAGCUUCAAGAAAUUGGCGAAAAGAUGUUUCCCAACAUUGAGUUUCUCAAUUUAUCUAAAAAUCAUCUUCAAGGCGAUUUUCUUUUCUCACCCGGCGACAACUGUAAAUUGAGAAGCUUGGAUUUGUCUUUUAACAACUUCUCAGGUGAAGUACCGGAGAAAAUGAUUUCGAGUUGCACUUCUUUGCAAAUUCUAAAGCUAUCUCAUAAUAACUUCCAUGGCGAAAUAUUCACUGCCUUCCAUGGCGAAAUAUUCACUGCUCGAUUCAACCUUACUUCCUUAUGGUCUUUGAAUUUGAAUGACAAUAGUUUCAUGGGAACUCUAUCACGCGUGUCAGUCACCCAGUUCUCUUACCUAUCAGUAUUAGAUCUGAGUAACAAUAGAUUUCAUGGUGAGAUUCCACACUGGAUGAACAACAUCACAUAUUUGUUUCACGUAAACCUUUCUCAUAAUUCUUUCAGAGGUGAAGUAUCAUGUGAAUUUUUUUCAGCUAUUUACGUUGACCUCUCCUAUAACAACUUUUCUGGAUCAUUGCCUUCUUGUUUCAACCAGAUUCCUUCAGAAUUUAGAGAAACAAGGUAUAUAAAUAUGCAAGGUAACAGGUUGACCGGAUCAAUACCAGAUGAUUUUCUCAACAAAUCAGGACUGUUGGUAUUAAACUUGAAAGAUAACAACCUCUCAAGUAGCAUUCCCAAUAAAUUCGGUACAUUUCCAGGUACAUUUCCAAAAUUACGGCUCUGGGCUCUUCUAUUGGGAGGAAAUUAUUUAAAUGGUUUCGUUCCGAAUUGGCUGUGUGAACUAAAUGAGCUCAACUUCUUAGAUCUUUCAAGAAACUCUUUUUCUGGCUCCAUACCCAACUGUUUAUAUAAUCUCUCCUUUGGAAGGACGAAAGUUGAUGGCGAUCUUUUUGAAACACAAUUAGUUUUUGGUAGCAUACAAUUUGGUCUUUACUUUAGUGGAGAUGCCCUGGACAUAUAUCAGUUAUAUGGAGAACAAAGAAAUUAUAUCAUUGUCGACCCAAAAAUUGAGUUUGUUACAAAAUAUAUGCCUUAUAAUUUUAAGGGUCAUAUUCUCAACCUCAUGUCUGGAUUAGAUUUGUCGCAAAAUAAAUUAACAGGUGAGAUUCCAUUUGAUCUAGGGAAGCUAUUUCAGAUUCAUGCCUUGAACUUAUCCUAUAAUCAAUUGAUAGGAUCGAUUCCGGAAACAUUCUCGAAUCUUACAGCAUUAGAGAGCUUAGACUUAUCUUAUAAUCAUUUAAGUGGAGAAAUUCCUUAUGGCUUAGCAGAUCUAGACUCCCUAGGGGCAUUCUCUGUGGCUCACAACAAUUUAUCAGGUAGGAUUCCAGACGAACGACAUUUGAGUACUUUCGACAAUAGAAGCUUUGAGGGAAAUCCAUUUCUCUGUGGAUCUCAGGUGGAGAAAAAAUGCAAUCACGAGUCACUGAAUUCAUCACCAAUGCCAUAUGCAGAACCAGAAGAUGGAAAAUGGUAUGAGAUUGACCAUUUGGUCUUUUUUGUAAGCUUCACUGUAUCUUUUGCAAUUUUCUUUAUGGGAGUCAUCACUAUUCUUCAUGUCAAUCCUUAUUGGCGAGGAAGGCUUUUUCAUCAUGCUGAGCAGUUUGUGUUGUCAUGUUAUUACUUUGUGCAUGAUACUGUUUCCAAGUUGUUAUUUGGUCGUCUAUUCCAUUAA
Jatropha curcas is the source of this 2286-nucleotide messenger RNA. Lineage: Eukaryota; Viridiplantae; Streptophyta; Magnoliopsida; Malpighiales; Euphorbiaceae. The record is from RefSeq and is a predicted model, not a curated record.